Messenger RNA from Daphnia carinata, 2966 nucleotides. RefSeq lists its product as uncharacterized. Lineage: Eukaryota; Metazoa; Arthropoda; Branchiopoda; Diplostraca; Daphniidae. Bases 69 to 2903 code for a protein of 944 amino acids. The transcript is spliced from 9 exons. The record is from RefSeq and is a predicted model, not a curated record.
GCCCUUUUGUGAAUCAAUGUUUUUGCAUAUAAAUGGGCUCCUUGGUUCUGCAGUAAUAUCUUACAAUAAUGGGUUAUAGGGUUCCUUAUCGUAUGUUGUUGAAAACAAAAAAUAUAUUCAGUAAAACUACAUCCCAAAGUUUUCCGAGUAACUUGUUCGCCCUUAAAACGUGCCAUCGGACGUUGUCGAUUAAGGAGAGGAAUCCAAAAUUUACCACCUCGUUUCGGAAUAGUGCAAACGUGGCAGAAGAUUUUUUUUACAAACAUGGAUUUAAAGAAGACAACUUGAUUAAAGAAUUUAAUGAUAAUUCUUUUGAUAAGGAAACUUUAAAUGAUCACACUAGACUUUACCCCAUGAUACAAGUCAAUGAUGAUCUUCUUGAGACCCUAGUAAAAGCCUCAACCAUUGAACAAGUAUUUGGCCUUAUCAAACAAGAGCCGCUCAAUGUUAAAUACGCUAGCCAAGCUAUAGCUACAUUGUGGGACCUGAAGAAGGGUUACCACAAUGUAACAUCAAAUACCUCAUCUGCAAAUCGAAAUUUUAUUCAGGUUGUUAAAAGCCAUCCACAGUUCUGGGUAGCAGUGGAUUGUGUUCAAAAGUCAGCAUCCCUUUUGUCAGAUGACAUCCUCACUUCCAUGCUGCUCUAUCUGAGAAAAUUUCAGAUCUCAAUGAAGGAACCCAGCUUUCAGACAUUGUUGUGCACUUCACUUACUCGUAUCAAAGCUUUCUCCCUCGAUUCGCUGGCUAAAUGGUGCCUUGUCACUUCUAUGCCCAACCAUGGUGGCCGACUGAUGCUUCCUGCAGCUCUGCCAGCUUUUCAUCAACAUGCCAAAAAUUGUCAAUCAUUAACAGAUUUAGAGCUGCUAUCAAUCUGUUUCGUCGCCAUCGCUCCUAUAGUUGAUAAAAACGGGCCUACAGCGUGUAUGUUCGUCAACCAAAUCAGUCACCUAUUAGACAGAAAUGUGCUCAACCAAGAUACUCCGUUGGCCGUACUGGUUGGGGUGUUGCGUGCACUAUAUCAGGUGGCCAAAAGCAACCCGUCAUCGUCGUGUGCCACAAUACGAAUCCUCUAUAUUCUACAGGAUUCUCACUUGAUGAAUAGUCCAUCAUCCAUGGUUUAUUUCGAUGCCAUUCGCAAGUCUUGGGAGGCAGUUAACGAGCCAAUUGGUUUGGUCCGCAAAAUGGAGAAUAUGGCUUGCAGCUGGUUAGAGAAGAUAAAUAUUCAAACGGAGCAUAUCAAUUUGCUUUCGCACGUCUCGCAUAUUCAAGACGCGUCGUCUGACCGCAAAAAACAAUUAGAGCGGCAUCUAAUGCGCAUCAUGGAGAAGGAACAACCAAUUGCAAUUGAACCGUAUCUAAAGCAAAUAUUUCGCAUCAUUCGCUCAUCAAAAAUGUCCGACAUCAGAUUGGUCGACCUGUAUUGGAACCGCGUACUGCAAAGUUUGACAAGGCGACUAGGAAAUAAUGAAGAAUUUGUUCCACUCCUUCUCGACGCGGCCCAAUGGUACAUGUUCUUCAACAACAAUCUUGGAGGAACUUACCGAUCAUCAAACUUCGAAAAUCAAGUCUUAAAAUGGAUCAAGGAGAUGAUGAAUGGCGACUGGCGCCAACCUGUGCGAAAUGUUCGCUUCUUCUGUCGUCUGUCAGCUUUUGUGUUAGCAUACGGAGGUCAUCCAACAUCGACCGGCUUGUUAGAGAAGCUGGUUGACAUAGAAGACCAGUUGACAAUCCAGGACAUCUUCUAUAUAUCCCGGGGGAUCCAACUGGGCCGGCACUGGCUCAGACGGCCACAGCUGCAUUAUUCCCAGCGUGAUAUGGGUGACCUAACGUUGAUGCUAGAUCGGCGUUCUGCAUUUCUUUUGUCCUCGCCAGCAUCGUCCACAUUGAGUUUAACGACUACCCUUUUACAUAGUGCACUUUAUCGCAAUGCCGAAAGCUAUGGGAAUGUGUUCCCGCUCAACGAGGCAGGCUUGCGUAAAUGUGAAACGCAGUUAAACGAGUUGACGGCCAGAGUAACGCGAGAUUUAGUAUUCUUCCUGGAUCGAUUCCGUUAUUUGCAAUUCCCAAUCAUAGACGCGAUUGUGGACUACGCCUUAAAAAAGCACGAGCAUCUGGGGCCAUCGCUUCUCGUCAAUGUCUUCGUUCUUUGUUUCAAUUUAGGCUACAGCACCAAAAACCUGGAACUUCUAGCUCCUAUCACCUCCCAAUCUCUCGAAUCGAAAGAAAAUGGAAUGUUCGGACUCUUUGUCCUGGAGGCGUCCUUGGCUUUGGUGCUUACUAAUCGCUUGUCGAUUAAACUAGUCAAUGACAUCUUCACCGUCCAGUUUCUCGACAAACUGGAUUUAGAAGUAGCUGCUUGCUACUCUAAAGCCACUUAUCCAGCUCGGGUUCGACGUACGUUAAUGGAGCUAAACCGCAGUGUUUGCAUUGACAUGCCAGAAGCUGGUGUCCCCUGGUUCCAUGAAAAAUAUUGCCAAGAACAAAUGCAUACUAAUGCUCCAACCUCUACGAAUUUCCAUGUGGAUAUUCACCACUGUUUGGUGCAGAUUUUGGGCAACAGUAAUCUGAUUGAAAGAUGGACCUACAGUCCAUAUUAUCAUCUUAUAGACUUUGAGGUGCAUUUGAAUGAAAACGGGCAACCCGUUGUUCCAUCUAUCAACAAGUCCAAGAUGUCCAACGGCCGCGAAGAAAAGAUUGCCAUUUUGGCCUUAUUACCAUCGUUAUUCACUGCCAAUUAUGGCUACCUGAUGGGCUUGUCGUUACUUCGUCAGCGACAACUAGAAAUCCUUGGCUAUAGAGUUGUUGGCAUACCACUUCACCAUUGGAACUCUUUGGCCCUUUCCACUACCCAAGCCAAAUCUAGUUAUCUCAAACAAAAGCUGUUCAGACAGCGCAAUGUAUAGUCAUCUGAAGCGUUUCCCUAGUACACACACGACCCUUGUAAAUAAAACAGACGUGAUGAGAAA